AUGGGUGACUGGAGUUUCCUGGGGAACAUCUUGGAGGAGGUGAAUGAGCACUCCACGGUCAUCGGCCGAGUCUGGCUCACUGUGCUUUUUAUCUUCCGGAUCCUCAUCCUUGGCACGGCUGCUGAGUUUGUGUGGGGUGAUGAGCAGUCCGACUUUGUGUGCAACACCCAGCAGCCAGGCUGCGAGAACGUCUGCUACGACGAGGCCUUCUCCAUCUCCCACAUCCGCCUCUGGGUGCUACAGAUCAUCUUCGUCUCCACGCCGUCGCUGGUGUACGUGGGCCACACCGUGCACCACGUGCGCACAGAGGAGAAGCGCAAGGAGCGUGAGGCAGAGAAGCUGUGCCAGCAGGCAGCAGGCAACUGGGACGAGAGGGGGCCGCAGCCCCCUGACCAAAGCAGCUUCAGGAAAGGAAGCAGCAGCAGCAGCAAAGGCACCAAGAAGUUCCGGCUGGAGGGGACCCUGCUGAGGACCUACAUCUGCCACAUCAUCUUCAAGAUGCUCUUUGAGGUGGGCUUUAUAGUGGGCCACUACUUCCUGUAUGGGUUCCGGAUCCUGCCCCUCUAUCGCUGCAGCCGGUGGCCCUGCCCCAAUGUUGUGGACUGCUUUGUGUCACGGCCCACAGAGAAAACCAUCUUCAUCCUGUUCAUGUUGUCUGUGGCCUCUGUGUCCCUCUUCCUCAAUGUUCUGGAGAUGAGCCACCUGGGCCUGAAGAGGAUCUGCUCUGUCUUCAAGAGGUCCGUAGAGCAGCCACUGGGGGGGAUUCCAGAGAAGCCCCUCCACUCCAUCACUCUCUCCUCCAUUCAGAAAGCCAAGGGCUACCAGCUCCUCGAAGAAGAGAAAAUAGUGUCCCACUAUUUCCCUUUGACUGAGGUUGGUAUGGUGGAGACCGGCCCACUUUGUGCCAAGCCUUUGAGCCAGUUUGAGGAGAAGAUGGGCACAGGGCCCCUAGGGGACCUGUCAGGGGCUUACCAAAAGACACUGCCUUCCUAUGCUCAGGUGGGAGGACAAGAGGUUGAGGAGGUCAAGCAACCAGUAAAGGGAAGAGCAGAACCUGAGGUGGUUGAUAAGAGGCAGGAAGCAGAGAGAUUGAGCACAGGAGGGCAGGGGAUUGCAGCAAUGUUGGAGGAGGAGGAAAUAGAGGCCCCCAGAAUGGAGAAGGAGGGUGAGGAACAAGAGCUGCUGGCUGAGAAGGUGUCAAAGCAAAGCCUGCCCACUGAGAAGACACCUUCCCUGUGCCCAGAGCUGACUGGGGAUAACACCAGACCCCUAAGCAGGCCGAGCAAAAACAGCAGCCGGGCCAGAUCAGACGAUCUAAUCGUGUGA
This is a messenger RNA of Pteronotus mesoamericanus, 1326 nucleotides long. RefSeq names its product gap junction protein alpha 8 (gene GJA8). The record is from RefSeq and is a predicted model, not a curated record. NCBI's taxonomy places the organism in Eukaryota, Metazoa, Chordata, Mammalia, Chiroptera, Mormoopidae. The coding region runs from base 1 to 1326 and encodes 441 amino acids. Gene Ontology annotation, biological process: cell-cell signaling; gap junction-mediated intercellular transport. The transcript has a single exon. Gene Ontology annotation, molecular function: gap junction channel activity. Gene Ontology annotation, cellular component: connexin complex.